CUAACGUCCUGUGUCGCGCAUGAGCUUACAACGCCCGACUUGGAAGCUUUUGCUAACUAUGAGGACAUGCGUCGCUACAUAGCCUCGCGUAGUCAGCGUUCCAUGCGUGUCAUUGAUAACCCCACACAUGACAGCUAUAUUAUGGCUUACAAUGAGCAUCACGAGCUCGCGGGACGUGAGCGUCAAAGACGGGCAGCGACAAAUGCUCAUAAGAUACCUAAAUUGCCGAGUGAACCGCAGUUGGUUAAAUUUGAGAUUAGCGACGCAAUCGAGCCCAGCGCCGAAGUGAAGGAGCUGAUAAGGCAACAUCGCAGCCGCGAAGAGAAAGAGACGAAUGCAACGAGUACGAAUAUGUCUACUAAAAGCGGCAAAGUUAAAUCCACCACAACAACUGAAGCGACGACAAUCGAGGUGAUUACUGGUAGAACCAAGUCCAAAGCCACCACUGUGGUACCGAAAAGACCCACACGUGGCACUCGCGUAAAAAUUACGCGCAGCAAACGUCUCAAACGCGCUGCCACUACCAAAGCAGUGCCCGAUAAACGGCGAUUUGAUUUUCAAGUAAAGCUAAUACCCUUCGAUAUCUCCGAUGCACGUGAGCCCGACGAACAGACAAAAGAGCUAAUACGACACAUGCGCACGCUGGAGUUACAAAAAGUACUUAGUAGUGUUUCCACUAGCACUGUAGCGCCAGCAGCAAUACGCGUCUACCGCAAUGCUCCCGCGACGAUUGCUACCCAACCGCUACGCGCACCAGUGCCCAUCUUCAAUCCGAGCAAAUACUACCGGCCGAAGACGGGUAAAUUUUUCAUGAAGCGCAAGGGUAAACGCGUGAAGCGCUCGACGCCACAGAUGAUACGCUUCGAGUUGGAGGAUGCACGCGAGCCAGACACCACUACAUUGGAGCAGCUGCGAUUUGCAAGGCAAAGUCACGCGCAGACAAAAAACAAACGCGCUAAUGACGGGGAAGAUAAUAUUACAGUUAUUAACAAACGUGAGGCGCGCAUGGAUACCAAGUCGGCGCCGCCGGUAGAGUCGCCUGUUAAGGAAGAGGUUGACGAGGGUGAGACUGACUUGAAUGCUGGCGAAAGCAAGCGGCUGUACGUGUACAAGGAAGUGCCUGUUGUCAAGGCGAAAAAAUCAAUUGGCUCGCUGCCGGUGGAAGUGCAGAAGAUCAUAACAAAUCUGAUGAAGGAUCAUGGCGCCAGUGGGGGUGGUCCUGGUGGCGCUAAGGCCUACGUGAAAUACAUACCAUCGCAUAUGGUUGACUAUCGCCAGCUUAAAUCCCUCUACGGCGCGAAACUCGCCUUGCCGCCAACCUACAGCGUCGGUGGUGCGGGUAAACUCUCGCCCGCCUCAUACAUGAAGUACAUGCCGCCUCAUCAGAAGGGCGAACAGCUGCAAGUGCAGAUUCAUCCGGUACCAGUUGUGGAAAAGAUACGAUAUAUAUAUACGCCAGUAGCGAGUAUACCCGCAGGACAUGGUUAUGGAGGUGGUGGAGGCGGGCAUGCAGCUGAAGAACACGCUGCAGCACAGGCAGCCGCUGCACAUGCCGUGCAGGCGGCCUAUGCCGGCCACAAUGUCCACGCAGUCGCUGAGGCGCAGGCUGCACAGGUCGCACAUGCAGUGAAGGUAGCUCAGCAAGCCGCUGAGGCUUAUGGGGCAAAGGCAGGUGGUGAAGAUGAGUCCGCUGGUCAUGAAGGUGGCGCGAUGGAGCACCCAAUAGUGGUGCAUGAGGGUGGUGGUGCAGCUCAACAGCACGUGGCUCCAUUAGAAGUACACCACACCUACGCCGCCGAAGAAGAGGAGCCUGUGGCAGUAGCUAUAAAAGCAGUGCACUUCAAACCCUCGAAGCCGGAUCCGUUGCUAAAUGAAAACAAACUCUCAGAGGCGGCCGCAGUCGAAGCAGGUGAACACGGCGGCUAUGGCGGGUAUGGCGGCGGUACAUCUGAGCACGAGAGCGAAGGCCACAUCCAGGCUGGUCAGCAACCCGCUGAACAAUACAAAUACGAAGUGGUAGCCGCGCAGCCGCAAAAGGAAGCUGAACCACCACUUAUUAAAAUAGAGUACCAUGGCCCAGCGGAUGCUAUAAAACAGAACUUCAAAGAGUUACCCGAAUUCAAGCAACUCUCUACGUUAGUCGGAAAAUCGACUGAGGAUCAAAUACACGGUCUCACCUACUUGUUGGCCAAGGAAAUGCAGAAUAAAUUGAAGAUGCAGCGCAAGAAGUUGCAGCUCGGGGAAGGCCAUGGCGCACACGGCAACACAGCACCCAUAGUUUUCCCCCACGAAUAUCCACCGCUUGCCAAGGUAAAACAGCAGCAAUUGCAAGCGCAUGGCGGCGGCGGCAUUCAUGGACGUCUAAUCGGCAUGGCCAAGUCAAAAGAGUACAUACCAAUCGUGGAGCAAGCACCUGCAGGUGAACAAAAGGCGGCUGCUGAUAGCACCGGCAGCGGCGAGUCAGAAGGCCAUAGCUCGGUACAUCGCAUUGCUAUACCUGCUGCCAAGCAAUAUGUCGCCAUUAAGGUCGAGCCGAAAGCGCCAUUGCCACACUCGUUUGUCGAAUACGGGCUCUCACCCAACUACCACGGCUUAAAAGGCGCUGGUAAAGGUGCUGAAAGUGGAGAAGGUGGCUAUGGUGGUCAGAAAACGAAAUUAUUAGUUGAACAAGUCAUACAUCAUCCGAAAAUGAAAUAUCAUGGAGGCGGCAGAGCUGUGCAAGCGAAAGCAAUUGCU
This is a messenger RNA of Rhagoletis zephyria (snowberry fruit fly), 2736 nucleotides long. RefSeq names its product Cuticular protein 50Ca (gene Cpr50Ca). The record is from RefSeq and is a predicted model, not a curated record. Lineage: Eukaryota; Metazoa; Arthropoda; Insecta; Diptera; Tephritidae.